Molecule: messenger RNA, 2019 nt
Organism: Lodderomyces margitis
Lineage: Eukaryota; Fungi; Ascomycota; Pichiomycetes; Serinales; Debaryomycetaceae
Exons: 1
Coding region: 1-2019 (672 amino acids)
Source: RefSeq, a predicted model, not a curated record
AUGUCAGAACUGCAAGCACAAGUAGCAGACGCGGAAGUCGACCUUUCCCAAGAAGCACCACCAUAUGAGGAGGCUGCCUCUACCAAUGCCACCACUGCUACUGUCACUAAUACUGAACCCAGCCCAUCUCCUAGUAAGCCCAAAAAGAAAUCAGUUGGGUUUGCACCACCACCGGAAGAGGAUUUACGAGAAUAUCACAAGUACUUGCAGCAAAAAGAAGAAGCCGAAUUAAAGUCAUCCCCUUUCCAUAAGAUCCCUCCCGAACUUGCCUAUUUGGAAAAGAGAAAUAAACAAGCACCACCUAAGCCGAUUGAUCAAACACCCAAACCUGUUAAGCCAAAUAGUAGAUUUAGGUUAUCUGACUUGCCAGAUUUAAGUAAAUUGAAAUUUUUUGAUGUCAAGGAUCUUUCAGUGCAAAACAAGGAGACGGAGUUGCAAUUUCAUUACACUACAAUUGAUUUGCCACCAUCAUCAAGCAGUGUUAUUGUUGAUAUUAAAUACGGAUCUUUGAACUCAUUUGACUUGAGCAAGGUUAACCAAUACUUGUUAAAUAUGAGUAAUGUUAAGGUGGUGUUGGGUUAUGAGUUUUCAGGUGUUGUAACCAAUGUCGGAUCAUCAAUGCAAAAGAAGUUUGCAGUGGGAGAUCAUGUAUUUGGAUUAAUCGAUCCCACUUCUAGAAGGGGAGCUUUAUCCACGAGUCAGAUUAUCUACCCAGGAAGGGAUGUGUUGGUAAAAGUGGAUGAGGGGGUGUUGAAUCAGUUGGAGGAUAUUGAUAUUGAUUUGGAUGCAAAUGACGACAAUAAGGCAUUCGACGUAGGGGAAGAAGAAGAAGUGGAAGAAGAGACGGCGGGUACAGCAGAUCCGGCCAAGUCAGAAGAGCAAGGAGGAACUGACGUGCCAGCAAAGUCGAAAGAUUCAGAAGAGAUUGAGGAAGCAACAGAUUCAACAGAACCUUCUCAGCCAGUCGAAUCAACAAAAGAUGCUACCACAGAUACAAGUGUGGACGAUUUAGCAUCAAAGACAAGCAGACUGACAUUACAGUCCAAGAAAGUGGAUAUACCACCAUUGGCCAAGUUGUCGGCCAUUUCUUUGCUUUAUAAUAGAGCAAAACAGAUGCUUCAACUGUUGAACGUCAAGAAUAAAAAAGUGAACAUCUUGGUUAAUGGUGCAGACACUGACAUUGGCUUGACAAUUAUCCAAUUACUCUUGGCGGAAUAUAAAUUUGACUUUAUCAGCUUAAUUCUCGUUAUUCGAGAAAAAUCACUUGAUUAUAUGAAUGGAUUGAUUGAACGAUUUGAAAAGAAAUACUAUGAUCCAUCAACUACCAAGCGGUUGAGAUGUAUUCCAUUUGAUAUUGUCAAUGAUGGACUUUAUUUCCCAGGUGAACGUGUACCUAUUAGUUACAAGAAGCCUGACUUUUUUGCUACCGAAGUGAUUGAUGCUUUGUUGAUACCCCACAGCAAUGAACUUAUCGAUAAAUCAAAUAUCAAUGAAUAUAAAUUGGACUUGUUUAUUGAUUUAAUUGGAUGCAAGAAGUAUUUCCAAUCGACAUCGACCAAACUACAUGAAAUUGAUACAUUAAACUUGCCAUUUAAACAACACAUUUCUACUUCGAUUGAAAACUUAUUUGAUGCUGGAACAAAGGAACCAUUUCUCACUCGUAUUCUUAAACCCAAGAAAUCGGGAUCGGCCGUGGUUAGUGGCUGUAAAUUCACCUUACGAGAACCAAGCUAUAACAUCGAUAAGUUAAUUGACUUUAGUGAGCAAGGCGUGUUGAAUCCAUGGACUAGUAAAUGGUCGAGCAAUAUUUUGAAUAAUUGGACAUCUUAUAAUUAUUUUGAAGAGAUCUACUUGAAGAUUAAGCAACAAUGGUGUGAACAAUCCCUUCAAUUGAUUCUUGAUGGUAAGUUGAAAUUCAAGAUUGACAAAAUUGUUGAUUGGAGAAAGGAUUACAAGAAAUACGUAAAGGCAUUGAAGGAGAAUGAUGGAAAGAUUAUAGUUGAAGUGGAGGAGUUUUAG